UUUUUCCUUCACUCACCAUUCUAAUCCGUGGGAUGUCUGGAAGACAUGCGUGGGCACAACAACUUUGCCUUUUGCCAAGAGGAGCCAAAUCAAAUCAAAAGCUAUUUGUUCCAGAACCCCGACCUGCACCUAAAAAUGAUGUUGGAUUAAAAUAUAGUGUGAAACAUCGCCCGUUUCCUGAGGAAGUGGACAAAAUUCCUUUCGUGAAAGCAGACCUGAGCAUUCCAGACUUGCAUGAGAUAGUUACUGAGGAACUGGAAGAACGUCAUGAGAAACUGAGAAGUGGAAUGGAUCAGCAAGUACUUUAUGAGAAAUCUAUAGAUCAGAAAAUGGAAGAAGAAUGGAGGAAGAAAAACUUCCCUGAUCCAGUCACAGAGUGUAAACCAUCACCUCCUGCACAGGAGUUUCAAACAGCCCGCCUCUUCCUUUCUCACUUUGGAUUUCUAUCUCUAGAAGCAUUGAAG
This is a messenger RNA of Protobothrops mucrosquamatus (brown spotted pit viper), 464 nucleotides long. Its product is annotated as ral GTPase-activating protein subunit beta-like. The annotation marks the transcript as partial. Gene Ontology annotation, molecular function: GTPase activator activity. Gene Ontology annotation, biological process: activation of GTPase activity. NCBI's taxonomy places the organism in Eukaryota, Metazoa, Chordata, Lepidosauria, Squamata, Viperidae. The transcript is spliced from 3 exons. The record is from RefSeq and is a predicted model, not a curated record.